Candida dubliniensis CD36 is the source of this 2472-nucleotide messenger RNA. It is a transcript of the gene RSP5, whose product is annotated as NEDD4 family E3 ubiquitin-protein ligase. Gene Ontology annotation, biological process: ubiquitin-dependent protein catabolic process. NCBI's taxonomy places the organism in Eukaryota, Fungi, Ascomycota, Pichiomycetes, Serinales, Debaryomycetaceae. The record is from RefSeq and is a predicted model, not a curated record. The transcript has a single exon. Gene Ontology annotation, molecular function: protein binding; ubiquitin protein ligase activity. The coding region runs from base 1 to 2472 and encodes 823 amino acids.
AUGGCUCCUAAUACAUCAACAUCAAGGAGCAACAAUACUACAACCAUCAACGUCAAAGUUGUUGCUGCUGAAUCAUUAUAUAAACGAGAUGUAUUCCGUCAACCAGAUCCAUUUGCCGUGUUGACAGUUGAUGGGUCUCAAACUAAAACUACUAUAACUGCUAAAAAAACAUUAAAUCCUUAUUGGAAUGAAACUUUCAAUUUCCAAGCUAAAGAAGAUUCUAUAUUAGUUAUACAAGUAUUUGAUCAAAAAAAAUUUAAAAAGAAAGAUCAAGGUUUCCUUGGUGUUAUUAAUGUUAGAAUUGGUGAUGUUAUUGAUUUAUCAUUAAAUAGUUCUGAAGAAACUAUAACUAGAGAUUUGAAAAAAUCUAAUGAAAAUUUGGCGGUAUCAGGGAAAAUUAUUGUCGUUAUAUCUCAUAAUAGAAAUUCUAAUGGAGGUGCUACUACCACCGCCACUUCCACUGCCAGAGGUAGUUCCAAUAAUAUUGCUACAAUCAAUGGAGGAGUUAGUGGUAGUGGGGCUUCACGCAUUGGUUCAACUACUACUACAACCUCAGCUAAUGGAUUAGGUCCAACUUCGUCAGUGCCUCCAACAGGUUUGAAUCAAGGAGGAGCCUCUGCCACCACCACCACCACAACAACAACAACAACACCAGGAGGGGUAAGACAAUAUUCAUCUUUUGAAGAUCAAUAUGGUAGAUUACCACCUGGUUGGGAACGUAGAACUGACAAUUUUGGAAGAACUUAUUAUGUUGAUCACAAUUCUAGAACUACAACUUGGCAACGUCCAGCUUUAGAUCAAUCCGAAACUGAAAGAGGUCAACAAAGACAAUCAGAAACUGAAGCUGAAAGAAGACAACAUCGUGGUAGAACAUUACCUGGUGAAGGAUCUAUUUCACCUUUACCAACUGGAUCAGGCAAUGGAAGUUCCAUUACUAGUGGUAAUGUCACUGUCAAUGCAUCAGGUGCUAAUACACCAGUUAAUCCAGCAGCAGCUGUUUCAAUGGCAGCUUCAGGUGCCACUACAAGUGGAUUAGGAGAAUUACCAUCGGGUUGGGAACAAAGAUUCACUACUGAAGGACGUCCAUAUUUUGUUGAUCAUAAUACAAGAACAACAACAUGGGUUGAUCCAAGACGACAACAAUAUAUUAGAACAUUUGGUCCUAACACCACCAUUCAACAACAACCUGUGAGUCAAUUGGGACCAUUACCUUCCGGUUGGGAAAUGAGAUUGACCAAUACUGCUCGUGUUUAUUUUGUUGAUCAUAAUACCAAAACUACUACAUGGGAUGAUCCAAGAUUACCAUCUUCAUUAGAUCAAAAUGUCCCACAAUAUAAACGUGAUUUCAGAAGGAAAGUUAUAUAUUUCCGUUCUCAACCAGCAUUAAGAAUAUUACCAGGACAAUGUCAUAUUAAAGUAAGAAGAGAUCAUAUAUUUGAAGAUUCAUAUCAAGAAAUUAUGAGACAAACUCCUGAAGAUUUGAAGAAAAGAUUAAUGAUUAAAUUUGAUGGUGAAGAAGGGUUAGAUUAUGGUGGAGUUUCUCGUGAAUUCUUUUUCUUAUUAUCUCAUGAUAUGUUCAAUCCAUUUUAUUGUUUAUUUGAAUAUUCAUCACAUGAUAAUUAUACUUUACAAAUCAAUCCUAAUUCAGGUAUUAAUCCUGAACAUUUGAAUUAUUUUAAAUUUAUUGGUCGUGUUGUUGGAUUAGGGGUAUUCCAUAGAAGAUUUUUGGAUGCUUUCUUUGUUGGAGCAUUAUAUAAAAUGAUGUUACAUAAAAAAGUGGUGCUACAGGAUAUGGAAGGAGUUGAUGCUGAAUUUUAUCGAUCAUUAAAAUGGAUUUUAGAUAAUGAUAUUACUGAUAUAUUGGAUUUGACUUUUAGUGCUGAAGAAGAAAGUUUCGGAGAAAUUGUUGAAGUUGAUUUAAAACCUGGUGGUAGAGAUAUUGAAGUGACAGAAGAAAAUAAACAUGAAUAUGUUGAAUUAAUAACCGAAUGGAGAAUAAGUAAACGAGUUGAAGAACAAUUUAAAGCAUUUAUUGAUGGAUUUAAUGAAUUAAUACCUCAAGAAUUAGUCAAUGUAUUUGAUGAACGUGAAUUAGAAUUAUUAAUUGGUGGAUUAGCUGAAAUUGAUUGUGAAGAUUGGAAAAAACAUACUGAUUAUCGUGGUUAUCAAGAAAAUGAUCAAGUUAUACAAUGGUUUUGGAAAUGUGUUAAUGAAUGGGAUUCAGAACAAAAAGCAAGAUUAUUACAAUUCACAACUGGUACUUCACGUAUACCGGUUAAUGGAUUUAAAGAUUUACAAGGUAGUGAUGGACCAAGAAGAUUUACUAUUGAAAAAGCUGGUGAAGCUAAUCAAUUACCUAAAUCUCAUACAUGUUUCAAUAGAGUUGAUUUACCACCUUAUACUGAUUAUGAAAGUUUGAAACAAAAAUUAACAUUGGCAGUUGAAGAAACAGUUGGGUUUGGACAAGAAUAA